Molecule: messenger RNA, 626 nt
Organism: Cutaneotrichosporon oleaginosum
Lineage: Eukaryota; Fungi; Basidiomycota; Tremellomycetes; Trichosporonales; Trichosporonaceae
Source: RefSeq, a predicted model, not a curated record
CAUGCCGGCGGCCGUCCUCAGUUCAUCCAAUUUAACGUGACAGCCGUCACGGUGUUCUUGGCUGACGACGCUCUGGCGACGCUGGAGGUCCACGGCACCGCCAGCGCUGCGGAAGCCUGGCGGUGCGCAUGGACUUACCUCUGCAUCCAUCGAGACUGCAAGCGCGUAUGUUCGCAGCAUGGCAGAGUGAUCCCAAGAGCUUCAACCUCUGCACACUAGGUCUUCACCUUAUAGCAAGCAGUGAUGCUUCAACCCCGCUUCUCUGCCAUAUGGCGCUGCCCCAUCACAGCUUUGCCCACUCUGGCCCACAUCGACAGCACGCUCCUGGUCAACCGCAGAACGUCACGCCCGACAUGGAUGACCUCACGCGUGUGCUUGCUGACCAGAGUAUCAAAACUCUGGAAUUCAACAACUCGAGUGACUUCAUCCCCACUCGGUUAUCCGCAAAAUCUCACCCCACUUCAAUGUUUGUGUUGGCCCGGGCCGAGAACUACAGUAGUUUCAACAGAACUGCUAUUAGGCUAUUCAUCUAAAUAGCUCCAAUAUUGUACAUUUAGGUGUACGGCUAAACGGAGUCCAGAUCACCAUCGCAAUGCCGGACGACGCCAUCAACACGAAUCAUCUUC